Molecule: messenger RNA, 615 nt
Organism: Leguminivora glycinivorella
Lineage: Eukaryota; Metazoa; Arthropoda; Insecta; Lepidoptera; Tortricidae
Exons: 1
Coding region: 1-615 (204 amino acids)
Source: RefSeq, a predicted model, not a curated record
AUGGCCUUAUAUGGCGCUCCCAUAUGGGUAGAUGCCCUUUCUGCUGAAAAUAGAGCGCUGCUUCGCCGACCACAGAGGGCAAUAUCCAUAAGAGCCAUACGGGGGUAUCGUACGGUUUCUUUUGCGGCGGCGACGGUCUUGGCUGCAGACCCCCCCUGGGAUCUUCAGGCACAGAUUCUCGCGAAUGUUCACCGCUACAGAGCUGAAAGAAGGGCAGCAGCAGAAUUCCUGGACGGAGAUGAAGUAAGAAACAUCCGGGCAUUAGCCCAGACGGAAACACUUCGAAUAGAGAGGGAAGAAUCCCCCAUGUGUCAUGAGUGUGGCGCAUUAGUAGAUACGCCCCGUCAUGUUCUCGAAGAGUGCCCUGCAUGGGGGCCCCAGCGGGCCAGCCUGCAGGCAAUAAUAGGCACAGACCUCUCGCUGCAGAGGAUUGUGAAGUCUAUGCUUGACAGCGAGGAGGCAUGGACGGCGAUGGUCUCCUUCAGCCAUUAUGUUAUGUCGCAGAAGGAGACAGCGGAACGUGCGCGCGAGAACGACCCUGACGCGCACCCACUCCGCCGUCGACGGGCUGGCGGCAGAGCCAGGCGCUACGCGCACCUGAUGCCUCCGCCGUAA